AUGUUUGAAACCUUUAAGGGCUUCGAAACCACAGCAUAUUCUUUAGCGAUGGCUGUUGUCAUCCUAGCAUUACAUCCGGAAGUGCAAGAAAAACUUCAUGAUGAAUUGAAAAAUGUUUUUGAGUCACCAAAUGAAGAAGUAAACGAAGAAAAUCUUCCACAAUUAACUUAUCUAGAUUUGGUUGUGAAGGAAAUUUUAAGAUAUUGGCCACCAGUGUCAGUCAUCAUAAGAUAUACGUCAGAUGAAGUUCAAAUUGGUGAGUUUGUACAUAAAUCAUUUCAAGAUUGCAUAAGUGAUCAUUUGGUUCCAAAGGGAGCUCACAUUUUCAUACCAAUUUACGAAAUGCACAGAAAGAAAGAACUUUGGGGUGACGAUGCUGAUGAAUUCAAACCAGAAAGAUUUGAAGGUGAAAAGUUUAAAAUCGUUCCAGCUUAUGCUUACAUGCCAUUUGCACUUGGCCCAAGAAAUUGCAUUGGAUUGAAUUAUGCCACAAGAAUGCUUAAGAUUACUUUGGCUUAUCUUUUCAGACACUUUCGUGUCGAAACUGACAUGAAACUUGAAGACAUCUCUCUCGAGUUUGUUGUUGUUACUAAAAUUGUUCAGGGAUUUAAAGUUAAGUUAACGAAAAGAAAUUUCUAA
Messenger RNA from Clunio marinus, 639 nucleotides. NCBI's taxonomy places the organism in Eukaryota, Metazoa, Arthropoda, Insecta, Diptera, Chironomidae. The record is from the annotation of a GenBank genome assembly.